AUGUCCUGGACUGCAAAGCUCGUCCUUCUAGCUGCUGUGCAGCUUGCUGUCGGAGAUGCUGGCAGUGGCGAGCGCAGCCAGAAGCCACACAUCCUCUUCAUCAUGGUGGAUGAGAUGGAUGGACGACUCCUAGAUGAUGAGACGCCUCAGUUCAAGCCUCCCAUGCCGCACCUCCGACAGCUGAUGAAACGGGGCGCGUACUUCCCGAAUGCCUACAGCAACUCGCCCUUGUGCGUUCCGGCAAGGACAUCGAUGAUGGCAGGUAGGUACAACUCGGACAUCAAGGUAUGGGACAACUUUGUUGGGAUCGCGAAUGUCAAUGGCGACAACAGAAAUCUAGAUCAGAGGUGUGUUGAUGCCUUCUCACGUAGCGAGUGCCGCGAAUUCGCCGCGGAGCAGAAGAUCAAUGGCACCUUCAUCGACGUGCUCGCAGACCACGGCUAUGAAAUCACGCUCUGGGGCAAGGUUCACGCAGGGGCCGGCCUGGACCGCUUCAGCCAUAAGAUAUCAAACGAUCCCUUCACGGGAACUGGUCCGGUCAGGGAGUCUGCGAAGGCUUGGUCUCGCUUGGCGGGCGUCGUUUCAAAGAGACAGGACCCCACGCUUUGGAUGCGAAGGCCGAUUGAUGUGCCGAUGCCUGCAGAAGGCUACUAUGACUAUCCGACAGCAGAGGCCUGUGCCAAGCUCAUCAAGAACGGUAUCUUCAAAAAGUCCACGCCGCAGUUCCUGUACUGCUCAUUCUCAGUGCCGCACCCGCCAUACCAGACGAAUGGCACGUACUGGAACGCAGUUGGAUCUUUGGGGAAGCAUGCCGUCCCACGCCUGGUGCCUCGAGAUCAGCUGCACCCAGCGGAUGCCUAUGCGGCCAAGGCCAAGCAGUUCUGGCAGAUGGACGAUUGCGAUGCCAAGGACAUCGAGCACUUCCGACGCGUUUACUUCUCGAUGUGCGUAGAAUCGGACCGCCUUGUCGGCAACAUCCUCAGCGCCUUCUACAACAGCGGCGUGAAGAAUGCCUACGUGAUGUUUGUCUCUGACCAUGGCGAGCACAACCUGGAGAAUCGCCAGUGGCAGAAGAGCUCCAUGAAGGAAGCCUCAGCGCGCAUUCCGCUGAUAGUGGCCGGUCCUGGCAUGCCCAAGGGCAAGCGCAUCAACGACUUGACGUCUUUGAAUGACGUUUACCCAACGCUCGUUGACAUGGCGGGUGCGAAGAGUCGAGUGCCCCAGUCCAAGCUGGCGGGCGAAUCUGUACUGCCUUUGGCAAGGGGUCAUGGGCGUAAGCGCAACUACGUGGUGUCGGAGUACCACGACUCCUACUCACGGACUGGGGCAUUCAUGAUCCGACAUGGUCACCUGAAGCUCAUCCUACACGCGCCCCUCUACCACGGAGGUACUCCCUGGCCUCCUCAGCUCUUUGAUGUGAAGGAGGACCCAUGGGAGCUCAAAGACUUGGCGAGCCAGAAGCCUGGGGAAGUCCAGAGGUUGGAGAACAUGCUGCGGAAGGAGUUUGAUGUUGAGGCUGUGGACAAAUACAAAAAAGACUACGACAGGAGAAUGUUUCUGACCUAUGUGUAUCGGCGUUACAGUGGGCCCGCCGGAUGCCAUAAAACGAUGGACAUUGCCUUCCCGGGCUUCGAUGAGGAGGACGCGAAAUCGAUUGAACAGUGGAUCGGCAAGCCUUGUUGCAAAGUGGCUGAAGGCCGCAAGAACAAGAAGGCCAAAUAUCAUUCGCUUCAAUGCCCGCCGAAGGGGAUUGCCAAAGGCAAGUGA
Molecule: messenger RNA, 1767 nt
Organism: Symbiodinium natans
Lineage: Eukaryota; Dinophyceae; Suessiales; Symbiodiniaceae
Source: the annotation of a GenBank genome assembly